This is a messenger RNA of Hyalella azteca, 619 nucleotides long. RefSeq names its product cuticle protein 18.6. The coding region runs from base 103 to 540 and encodes 145 amino acids. Gene Ontology annotation, cellular component: extracellular matrix. The record is from RefSeq and is a predicted model, not a curated record. Lineage: Eukaryota; Metazoa; Arthropoda; Malacostraca; Amphipoda; Hyalellidae. The transcript is spliced from 4 exons.
UCAAGGCACAGUCAGUUACAGCCACAUCUCACCUCAUCUCGCAUCUCAUAUCUGAAGCCGCGAUAACAUAACACGCACGACAAAAGCAACUGGCGGUACAAGAUGAAGACCAUCGUCUUAGCAGCGUUUGUAGGGGUUGUGGCGGUAUCAGCGAUGCCUGAGAGCAGCUACCAUCAGCCCAAGCAUGUCUACAAACACCCAGCUAAGCCGUACAACUUCGCGUACGGAGUGAACGACCCUUACCAGGGCAUCGACUUCGGCCAGCACGAGGAAAGCGACGGAAAGCAAGUUCAAGGCUCGUACACCGUGCAGCUGCCUGACGGACGCAAGCAGAUCGUGAAGUACAUUGCUGACCACGACCGCGGGUUCCACGCGGACGUGCAUUAUGAAGGCAAAGCUCAGUAUCCUCCCAAAUCAGAAUACCCUCCCUUCAUCGUGCCCCCUCACAAGGGGUACUCAGAGCCCCACCAUGAACCAGUCUACAAGCCUCCCGUGCACCAACCAGUCUACGCACCACCCCACCAGCCCUCCUACCACUGACGCCCCAAAUAUCAAUACUCCAGUAAACUCGCUUAACGAUAACGGAAAUUUAUUUAUGAAUAAAAUUUGUUAUUAGUCA